UGCCUCUGUGUCCAGGCUCUCCUCUUCUCUCCAGGCGCCUCCUCCUCCUCCUCCAAACAUGGCGCCGGCCCGCAGCUGCGCUGCCUCCCCGACAGACGACGCAGAGAGAGACAGAAAGAGGAGAAGAAGAAGCGGAUAGAAACUUAUCCUGAACGUGUUUUAAAAAACUCUUUUAAAACUAACACAACCGCGCGCUCUUUAGGUUUACCCACCGGGGAACUUUACGCGCUGCUUUUGGAGACGUUUACGCUCGUGUCUGUGCGCGUAACGGAGCCCACCUGUCCGACGAAGGUAGAUUUCACUCCGUUUCUUCUAGGAUGUGAAUCUCCCUGAUUUCUAAGAAAUAACGGAGCAGACUGAGCAGACAGGCGGGUAACUCGGGGUCAGAGCUGGCUCUGGUUAAAAAAAACAUGUGCAGCCCUGUGAGGAGCAGAAACACAGAGGCUGUUGAGGACUGAGCCUUUCCAGGGGCAAAAAACAACUUUUUCCACUCUUCCACGCCGAGAGGAUGGAUGGAGAACAUUCUGCGCUGUCAGGAGUUGAGAGAGAAAGAGAGAAGCUGCCACCAAUCUACAACAGCUCCCCUCCUGCUGGUUUUGGACGAGGAGCCAAGCAGCCGUUUCCGUCUCUGGGCACCUUCAUCUCCACGCUGAACCAGAGGAGGGACGCAGGAGGACGGGCCUUCGCUGGCGGCAUAACGGGCACCCUGAGCAGCACCUUCGGGCUCAGACACGGGAGAGAGCUGCCUCCAAUAUGCAGCGACGUUCGUCAGAAGCAGCGACUCUCCAUUGACACUCUACCUCCAGAGGUCAAAGCUCCGUUCCCCUCCGACCCCAUCAUCCCCCUGCGCACCAAGACCACCAAGGAGUUCCAGGAGGACAUAGAGCGCGCCGUCCAAUCGGGUGACUGGAGGGAGGUCCGAGAGUUUUACCUGACCACCUUCGACUCCUUCAUAGAAAUCAACGCUGCCUUCAAGCGAGAGGCGAACGGAUCGUUUAACACCAUAGACGACUCAGGAGUCAACGCCAAGUUCGUCAACGCCGUUUACGACGCGCUGCUCAGCACACCUCAGGACAUCCAGAAGUCAGUGCUGAAAGGGAUCAUCAACAGCCUGCUGAGAGAGUGGAAAGGGCCUCGGACUAAAGACGACCUGCGAGCUUAUUUCAUCCUGGUUCAGAACCCCCAGUAUUCGAGCACCAGCACCUACGUGAUCUACGCUCACCUGCUGAGGCAGAUCGCAGCUCUGUCUGAGGCCGACCACCACUUCCUGGUCCACUGGCUCAAAAAGCUCUCGGCGAGGCGUUUCAGGCAGCUGGUAGAGCGCCUCCUGCAGUUCAUCUCCACUCGUCUUUUUCCUGCAGAACCGGACGAACUUCCUCCUCUGACCAAGUGCUCCUGGUGGAUUCCCUCCGCUACCAAAGUGCUCGGCCUGUUCAACGCAGCCAACAGCGUCUCCUCUCCUCCCAUCAUGCCUUUCACCGACUUCUACAACAUCACUCUGGAGCACAUAGAUUUCAUGGAGGAGUACAGGACCUGGCAGAGUUACGGCAACUCAAACAGGUUCUCUUUCUGUCAAUUUCCCUUCAUCCUGUCGACAGUGGUGAAGAAAGCCAUUAUCCAGAAAGACUCGGAGCAGCAGAUGAUCAGUCAGGCCAGGCAAAGUCUGGUCAGUAAGGUUUCUCGCAGGCAGAGAGUGGACAUGAACCUUCUGUUCCUCAACAUUAAAGUACGACGAGCACAACUCCUCAGCGACUCACUGGAUGAGUUGACAAGGAAGCGGUGCGACCUGAAGAAGAAGCUGAGGGUGACGUUUGUCGGGGAGGCGGGCCUGGACAUGGGCGGCCUGACGAAGGAGUGGUUCCUGCUGCUGGUGCGACAGAUCUUCCACACGGACUACGGAAUGUUCACCUACAUGAAGGACUCGCGCUGCCAUUGGUUCAGCAGUUGGAAGUGUGACAACUAUUCUGAGUUCCAGUUGGUCGGGACUCUGAUGGGCUUAGCAGUUUACAACAGCAUCGCUCUGGACAUCCAUUUCCCCCUGUACUGUUACAGGAAGCUUCUCACGCCACCUACUACACCAUGUGACCAAAACGCCCUUAUCGGCAUGGCAACCGCCACCCUGGACGACCUGCAGCAGAUCAUGCCGGAGCUGGCUCACGGUUUGGGAGAGCUGCUGAGCUACGAGGGAAACGUAGAGGAAGACUUCUACCUCACCUUCCAGGUGUUCCAGGAGGAGAUGGGUGUGGUCAAAACCUACAACCUGAAACCUGGAGGAGACAAGAUCCCCGUCACCAAGCAGAACAGGAAAGAGUACGUUCAGCUCUACGUCGACUUCCUGCUGAAUAAAUCCAUUUAUAAACAGUUUGCUGCCUUCUACCACGGCUUCCACAGCGUGUGUGCCUCUGAUGCACUCAUGUUGCUGCGGCCGGAAGAGGUGGAGAUGUUGGUGUGUGGCAGUCCGGAGCUCGACAUGAGCGCUCUGCAGAAAGCUGCUCAGUACGAAGGAUACAGCAAGACCGACACCACCGUACGGUGUUUCUGGGACGUGGUGUUGGCUUUCCCUCUGGAGCUGCAGAAGAAGCUCCUCCACUUCGCCACAGGAAGCGACCGCGUUCCCGUCGGAGGAAUGGCCGACCUCAACUUCAAAAUCUCCAAGAUCGAAGUUCCGACUGACUGGUUGCCGAUCUCUCACACCUGUUUCAAUCAGAUCUGUCUGCCUCCGUAUCGAACCAGGAAGGAGCUAAAACACAAACUCACCAUCGCCAUCUCCAACGCCGAGGGCUUCGGCCUGGAGUGACCCGCCUGCACGCACACGCACACACACACACUCACACACACUAUUAGUAAUGCUAGCUAUCUGUCCGCCACAACUACCACAACAUGCCUUAUAUAUCUGUGUGGUCGUGGAUCAGACUGUAUCAUGGACUGUAAUGCGGUUUGAAUUGUUGUGUAUUUGGGUACUGGGGGGGGGGGUUGCCAUUGCUGACCUUUUUAGAUUUAUAACCAAUCAGAUGGAAGCUCUCGUUCUCCUUGACAACAGCUACAGAGAAACACUAGACAUCUUUAUAUUUGCACAUUUGUUUUGUUUCAAAUAUAAACACGACUGAAACAAAGAUAAAAAAUCUUUAUUUUUAGACGUCAGCAGUUUAAACUUCUCAGCUCGGAACCAGUUGAGAAUCACAGAUCCAUGACAUUGAAAACAUAUCAAUUAUAUAUCAGGUGAUGAACCUCAUUGUCCUCCAGAGACCUUGCAUCACCAAAUAAACUCUUUUUUAAGGUUUAAAAUAUUGCAGUUUUGUUCCCUCUCAGGUAUUUAUUAUUAUUCUUAUUAUUUUAAUCACAUUACCAGGUAUUUGCCACCAUCUACAUUUUUCAUAAAUUUCUGACUUCAGGCUUCAAUUUAACUUACAAACAUCUUAAAUUACUUCUUCUUCUGCUCCUUGUGGCUGUUCCCGUUCCAUCUCUUCCCGUCCUUUGUAUCUUCGUCCGUCACGCCAACCACCUUCAUGUCUUCCUUCACCAGAUCCAUAAACCUCCUCUUUUCCUCUCGCCUGGCAGCUCCAUCUUCAGCAUCCUUCUCCCAAUAUAACCAGCAUCUCUCCUCCGCACAUGUCCGAACCAUCUCGUUCCCGUCCCAUCUCUGGCUUUGUCUCCAAACCGUCCAACCAGAGCUGUCCCUCUAAUAUACUCAUUCCUAAUCCCAUCCAUCCUCAUCAUUCCCAACGAAAACGUUAGCAUCUUCAGCUCCGCCUCCUGCCGUCUUUCUCUCUUGCUUUUUAUUAAAUCACAAGGAUUCAGUAACCAAAACUACAUUCUUACUUUACAAUUUUGUGUUUUUGGGAGAACAACAAAGGAGAUGCAGCAACAAGAUACAGUACAAAGUAAAAGGGAAGAAGGGAUCAGUGUCAGUAAAAUUGGAGAUUCAAGAUUUCUGGAGGACGCAUUAAUAUCAGAGAUGCAUGGGUUAAAUAUUUGAUGUGUUUUGUGUGUAAUCUGACGUCGCUGCUUCGGUGACUCUUUAAAUCUAUUUUAUAUGAAGGCAUAGGGGAAUGUCUUUUGUAUCAUUUUUUUUGCUUUGUUUGCAGCACACUGUCAGGAUAUAAAGCUUUGCUGGGAGAAGAAUGCUAUCGUGUAUCAUGAGAUAUAGAUUGUCUUGUGAAUAGUUUUGUUGUUGUUGUUGUUGUUUUGACAUUGCUGCCUGUUUACUGAAAAAGGCUGCAGCAAAUAAUGUUCUAAUUUUGUGUUAAAUAUUGUAACGUUAUGUCACAGUUGAACCAGAGCUGUUGAUUUUGACAGUUCGGUGUUUGUUUCUUUAUGUCGUAUCGUGGCUGCGAGAUGUUCGGCAGCCUGCAGACAGACAGUCAAGCUUGUAGAUGUUUGCUUUCAGUUGAGUGUUGAUCAUAAGACGAAGCAGGACGGGAAAAAAGAAACCAUUGAAAUGAUUCUAACAAGUAGAAUCCCGAGUUGAAUAGUAGUUAUUUAUGUAUUGAGAAGUUUCAGCUUGUUUAACCUGCAGCCACCUGGACCUGGACCCAGCUGAGGGAGUGGCAUCACAUUAAGAAAAUAAAGAUGUUCUUUCACUGGGCCUUCAAAUCAAUGUUCCAGACAGUGAGUCAGAGCUGUAAAUAAUCAGACAGCCCUGAUUUAGGCGACAUAAAUUCUGCCUCUGGUGUAGCUUUCUGUAACUUUUUUUUUUUUUUUGGCUCUCAUGCCGCUGCUGUCUCUUGUCCAGAGCUGAGCAGUGCUGGUUUUAAAACACACUUUAAGCACUGUCUUAUACACGGUUGCCAUGGCGAGAUGUCUGAAGUCCCACUAACGAACUGGCAAAACACCAAGAAGUUACCGAGCAAUAGUCAAGCAGCUCAAGUAUGGCUGCACUAUCCAAACUUACAUCAGGCUGAUCUGGGUCACUCAUUCACUCGCUCUAUAGGGUCUGAAAAGGCUCUUUUUUUUUUUUCAUAUCAUCAUUUAACGAGCAGCAGCAGGAGCCAGAAGCAGCUCUUCUCCAAGCAUCUGUUUGAGAAGGACUUCAUGCUGCGUUCACACCACGUCGGAUUCAUCAUGAAAACGUCGGCAUCCUCCUGCUGAGUAGAGAAAGAACACUUUGAAAUGUUGGAGGAGGAAGUCAUGCUUGGAUAAUUGGGAUAAUAUAAUGUGUUUUUUGUUUUUUUUUAAAUGUUAAUCUCACCCAGGUCUGUUUUAUGUGAACGGGACCAAACUGUGUCAGGUUAUACAGUGGGACGGCAGUGUAAAGAAGACAAAAAUCUGUUUGAAAAUAGUUCAAAUGGAUUCAAAAUGAUUUGUUGAGAUGUAAUUAUUUUCACUUGUGAGAUGUUUGAACUGACUGAACCGAAGUGCGUAACAAGCACUUAAAAGUAGAGGAGGAAAAAAAUCCUGUAUUUCCCAUGUUUGUUGUUAUUAUUUAACAGUUUGAAUCCUUCAGGUUCACCAGUAUCUGUCUGUUAGCUCUGGUGGGUUUUUAUCAUGAGUUUUGUGUAAACAGUUUGAGAUUCAUUGACCAUGCAUGACCCAUUUUUGGAAACAUUUAAUGCUUCUAUGUUGCCCAAGUCUUAUAUAAUGUACUGUAUGUACCGCAGUGUUUACACAAGUAUUUCCAGUAAAAAGGUUCAAGAGGGUUCGUCCCUCUUUUGAAAAGUU
Thunnus maccoyii (southern bluefin tuna) is the source of this 5658-nucleotide messenger RNA. It is a transcript of the gene hectd2, whose product is annotated as HECT domain containing 2. The record is from RefSeq and is a predicted model, not a curated record. Gene Ontology annotation, biological process: protein polyubiquitination. Gene Ontology annotation, molecular function: ubiquitin protein ligase activity. The transcript is spliced from 22 exons. NCBI's taxonomy places the organism in Eukaryota, Metazoa, Chordata, Actinopteri, Scombriformes, Scombridae. The coding region runs from base 509 to 2797 and encodes 762 amino acids.